CUAACCCUCAACACGGGCGCAAAGAUGCCUAUAAUAGGCUUUGGUACCUGGCUUGGCAAGAACGAUAUUUUGGCCAAGGUAGUUGAAGAGGCAAUCCGGGCUGGCUACCGCCAUAUCGAUACUGCCUGGAUGUACGACACCGAGGCAGCAGUGGGCGAAGGUAUUCGCAACAGCGGCAUAGCGCGCUCCGAGAUAUUCGUCACAACCAAGCUCUGGAACUCGUUCCACCGGCCUGAAGACGUGGCCACUGGUCUGAGCGAGUCGCUGGCGAAGCUGGGCCUGGACUACAUCGACCUGUACUUGAUGCAUGGUCCGCUAUGCGUGAGUGAGCCCGUUGCACAUACUGACGGUAUCCACGAGUCGGAUCUGCAGAUUGACGUCGUAGACACAUACAGGGCGAUGGAGAAGCUGUUGGAGACCGGCAGGGUAAAGGCAAUUGGGGUAUCUAACUUUUCUGCCGCACGACUCGAACACCUGCUUGCUAACACCACAGUUGUUCCUGCGGUGAACCAGGUUGAGCUGCAUCCAUACCUGCCGCAGCCAAAACUAGUGGAGUUCUGCCAGUCAAAGGGCAUUACAAUAACGGGCCACUCGCCGCUGGGUUCGAUUGCAAAGUUUAAUUUGCGCGAAGACCCGGUUAUCAAUGAGAUUGCCAGGGAGCGUGGUGUGUCGGCAGCGCAGGUACUGCUGGCGUGGGGAGUCAAGCGCGGGUACAGUGUUAUUCCAAAGACAAACUGCCAGGAGCGGUUGGUGGAGAACUUUGAGCGUAUUGAGAUUACAGACGAGGAUUUUUCAAGAAUCAAUGGAAUUACGUUCCGGGCGCGGUUU
Linderina pennispora is the source of this 828-nucleotide messenger RNA. Its product is annotated as Aldo/keto reductase. The record is from RefSeq and is a predicted model, not a curated record. Gene Ontology annotation, molecular function: aldose reductase (NADPH) activity. The transcript has a single exon. The annotation marks the transcript as partial. Lineage: Eukaryota; Fungi; Kickxellomycota; Kickxellomycetes; Kickxellales; Kickxellaceae. Gene Ontology annotation, cellular component: cytosol.